AUGGCGGAGCUUGCGUCGUCCAUGGCCGUGGGCACGCACCUCUUCGUUCGUUCUGAAGCUUCGGUAUGGCAGGAGGCUGUUGUGGACCAUAUAGAGGAUGGCCGCGUGUUUGUACGUCUCAGUAACACUGAGAAUGGAGAGAUAGUCGAGGUAAAGGCCGGGGAGAAGUACCACCCACACACAGAAGAUCGCUUCAACACACCCAGCGGUUACCCCGAUGAUUUAUGUAAUCUCACAUACCUCCACGAAGCGUCUGUAUUGCACGCUCUGGACUGUCGUUUUUCUGUCGAUGCCAUUUAUACGCUUACGGGGAAGAUCCUUAUCGCGGUCAACCCCUUUAAGCAGAUCGGCGGUCUUUACGACGAUACGACCAUCUUGCGUUACCUAGAUGGCGCUGAUGAUGGAGCACCUCACGUGUUUGGUGUGGCGCGUGACGCCUACACCAGCAUGACUAAGAACAAUCAGUCACAGACAAUUUUGAUUAGUGGUGAGUCUGGUGCUGGUAAGACCGAGUCUACUAAAUUUGCGAUGAAAUACCUUGCUAUUGCGGGUGCUGAAAGCAUGGAUAAGAAGUCUCCUGCUGAAGUUAAGGUACUUGAGUCGAACCCUUUACUGGAGUCAUUUGGGAAUGCAUCUACAGUUCGUAACAUGAACAGUUCCCGUUUUGGGAAGUUCAUCGAGCUGCAGUACCGCAAAGAAAGUCCUAUAAAAUCACGUUUAGUGGGUGCAAGGAUUGAGACUUAUUUACUUGAGAAAGUUCGUAUUUGUCAGCAGCAGUCGGGGGAGCGUAACUAUCAUAUUUUCCACCAGAUAACCGCUGCAGCCAAUCGUAACGAGCGUUAUGUGUUCCAACAGGUAGGUGAUGGGUUGGCCUACGACUCUUCACCAUGGGAUUUCGAUUUGAAGGUGUUCCGUGGUAAUUUCCGUAUUUUACCCCCGGAUUCGGAACGCGACUUUGAUUUGGCUAACCUAAGUGAAACUCUGCUAGCUUUGCGUACGGUUGGAUUCACUUUCGAACAAGUAUCAGUGGUGUUCGACAUUGUUGCUGCGGUGCUCCACCUGAGCAACAUCGAAUUUAUGGAGAAAAAGGGUAGCGAUGGUGCUGCCAUCAGCAAUAUGGAGGCAGGCCACUGCCAAACCGUCACUACAUUGCUGGAUGUGGACAGCGUUUCUCUAAUGAACGCCUUAAUGACUCGUACGAUCAAAACAGCAAACGAGAUGUACACAAAACCGUUACGUGUUGAGGAGGCAUGUGACGUACGUGACGCUAUUGCCAAGAACAUUUACAGCAUGUUAUUCGACCACAUCGUCGAGCGUGUGAACGAGUCUAUUGGUUAUGUUCCCGAUGCUACGCUUACUACAGGUAUUUUGGAUAUUUUCGGGUUUGAGUGCUUCCAACACAACUCGUUUGAACAGUUAUGUAUCAACUUCACCAACGAGACACUGCAGAAUUUUUUCAACAAUUUCGUGUUCCGCUGCGAAGAGGAACUGUAUUCUGCUGAAGGCAUUUCAUGGAAUGCUCUCGAUUUCCCAGACAAUUCUGAUUGUGUUGAGAUGUUCAAAAGCAGACCAAACGGUCUGUUUGUGAUGAUUGAUGAGGAAUGCAAUUUGCCUGGUGGUCGUGACCAAGCGCUCUGCAACAAGAUAGUACAACGCCAUUCUAAUAACGCUCGUUUCGCAAAGGUCAAACUUGACCAGAGCAGUUUUAUAGUGAACCAUUUCGCUGGAGCUGUGCAGUACAAGAUUGACGGUUUCCUAGAAAAGAACAAAGAUCAGUUGUCUAACGAUGCAGUUUCUUUCAUCUUGUCAACAAAGCUUGACGAGAUGCGUGAGAUCUUCCAGUCUUAUAUUGAGAAAAGGGCUGCCGGUGGCCGUGCUGGUACCAUGGCUCGCCAGAAGACCAUCUGCACACAGUUCAGUGGCCAGCUUGAUUCUCUUAUGGCUAAGAUCGGGGCUACCAACCCUCACUUCAUCCGGUGUAUCAAGCCAAGCCCAGAAUGUCGUCCAAACCACUUUGACCGCACAACUGUGGAUUCACAGUUACGUUGCAGUGGUAUGCUACAGGUCGUGCAGGUAUCUCGUGCUGGUUACCCUGUACGUUUCCCUCAUGCUGACCUAUUCCAUAGCUUCCGAUACUUGCUUGAUGCAUCAGAAGUAAAGGCUGCCGAGGCUAUUGAGGAUAAACAGAAACAGGGCACUUUUGUGUUAGACAUAUUGGUGAACCGGUACAUGACAUCUAAACCACCUGUUGAAGGUUCUUUGGCAAUAGGAAAAACACUAAUCUUUAUGAAGAAUGAACCUUAUGAACAGGUAUGUCUUGCAAUGCAGACCCUUCGUAACCGAAGCUGCAUCGUCAUCCAAUCGUGGGUACGUCGUAAUAUUCAGCGUCGUCGUUAUCUGGAUAGUUUAUGGAAGAUUCGUACUUUCCAGGUAUGGGUUAAGUACAAGAUCAAGAAAUUGCAACGGCAAAGAGCAGUGCGUCUUCAAGCUAUUAUCCUCAUCCAGAGCAUGUACCGAAUGUAUCUUGAACGCAAGCAUAUGCGUAAGCUUAGGUCGAUUGUUGUACGUCUACAGGCAACUUGGCGUUCGGUGAGUUCAAGGAUCCAGACGGAAGAGCGUCGUAUCAAUACAAUGGCUACGAAGAUCCAGAGUGCAUGGAAGGGUUACAAAUGCCGUAUAUACUACGUGGCCUUACGCAAAGCUACUAUCAAGGCACAGUUACGUUGGCGUUCUAUCCUUGCACGCCGCACAUUGAGGUCACUACGUAUGGAAGCUAAAGAUUUGGGCAACGUGAUCAAGCGUGCGCAGGCUCUUGAAGAGGAAUUGAAGAAAGAGAAGUCUAUGCGUUCGGAUGCUGAGGCUAAGGUGUUGCAGCUUACUGCCAAGGUUACAAGUCUCGAACGUUCUAUUGAGGAUAUGCGUAAACAGAUUGAACGCAUUACCAAUGAACGUAACACAUUGUCUGAUCGUUUACAUGAAGCAGAAUCUAAUACCCAGAAGGCCCAGACCGAUUUGCGUAUGAUCAAGGAAUUUGUUAGCAAAGAGGCUCGUACAGGUGAACCUUCCGAUUGGUUGAGUGCUUUGUUACCUGGCCGGGGUACCGGUGUGGGCACCCCUGUGUCUCGACAUGGUUCGAUUAAGAUCGAUCGUCAAUCUACAGCUGGUCAAGAGUCUGCAGGACAUGCAGUAGGAGGCCCUGCAGAUCACAGGGUCGACAUUUUAUUAUGCGGUCCUCCAAGUUGUGGUAAGACCCGUCUCUUGGAGAUGGCCCUUAUCAAAAGCGGUGAUGAUAAGAACUUGGCUAUUCUACGUAACACUGAUUCAGCACGCAAGCAGCGUAGGAUGAUGGCGCCAGUUUCGUUUGAGUUCCGUAUUCGAUCUGAUCGCACUGUAUCUGUGGUUGAGAUUCCCGGAUCAUAUUUCGACUCUGAUGAAGCGCGGUCUAUGGUGAGACAAGCUCACCUGAUUGCUAUUUGUUACGACCCCGGAACUAAACAGACAUUCGACGAUGCACGUGUUAUAGCUAAUCUGCUGAAGCAAUCGGUGACUUCAAAGACCACCAGCAUCUGUUUGCUACAGAACGAUUACACUGUCUUGGAGAGUGCCCGUCCAGUAGUCUGCGAUGUGAAUGAGGCGCAAAGGUUCGCUGUGGAGAAUGAGUUACUAUUUAUGCGUGUUGAAGAUUUCAUGGAGUUCCUUGAGCAGGUGACACCCUACGUGGAAAACAAGAAACAACAACGUAUCCCUAGUGCUCGGGGUGAUGGAGCACCUUCUGCUUUAAAUUCAAACCGCAGCUCUAACCGCGGUGCUCUUACCUUAUUUUACGAGAAAUUCCGCAAUUUCUGGGCAGGUGUGAACUACUCGGGAUUCCAAAACAAGUUAUUGGUCCCAACUCUUGUUGCGCCUGAGGGUUUCAAGGUACCACCGUUAUCUCUGAAGCGUGUAGCUCAUAUUUCCAACUACACUUCAGCUGUGACGUGUGUAGCGUUUCGUACUGAGGAACCUAGUGACCCAUACGUGUUACUUGCGGUGGGUCGUCGUGACGGUACGAUUAACCUUUACCAUGUAUACCGUACGGACACUGAGAUGCGUGCUCUAAACUCACCUGACUUCGACGAAUCAGUUCCGCAGCCAGUGGAUGACAAAGUAUCUAUCGUCGAAUCUUUCACGUUAUCGCUUCACACUAAAGCGGUAACAUCAAUGAGUUUCUCCAAGGUAAACAUUAACGAGUUGGUGACUUCAUCUGUGGAUUGCACUAUUCGGGCUUGGAAUGUGUUGACUGGUCAAUUGAUCAAGGUGUUUAACGAUUCAUUCCCAGGUUUGGCUGUUUUGUUCCACCCAGUAGACCCAACGCUAUUCAUCAGUUGCAAUGCUAACCCUACGAUCAGGAUCAUUAACUACAAUAAGGGUUCUGUGUUACAAAAGAUCCGUGCAAAGAGUGAACUUCGUUGUCUGGUGUUCGAUGAUACAAGGCUCAACUGUAUCGCUGGUAACGAGAAGGGUGCUAUAUGUAUCUACGAAUCACAAGCUGAUUUGCAUUUGAAGCUGUCGACUACUAAGCAGAUUUCUCGUGGUCCGGUGACGUGUGUCAACUUUGUACCCUCGACAUCACCUGAUGUGCCGCCGUGUAUCAUAGCUAAUGUAUGCAGUGGUAACAUCACGAUUAUGAACUGUGUAUACGACGGUGCAAGUGGCAAGAUCUGUGACAUUACUUACCGUUACACCGUGACUAACGGUCAUGUGGCACUACCACUUCGAUCAUGUUAUUCUCGUUUCGGUGGUGGCUGGUGUAUUUCAGGUUCUGAGGACCGCAACCUACUGAUAUUUUCAUUACAGGAAGAAAACAUGCCAUAUUCAGUUUCGUUCCAUCAGGGUCCUGUGGUAGCAGUGGCUGUCAACUCACUUGACACGGUACUGGUUACAUCGGAUUCUAAGGGUUCGGUUGCGCUAUGGCGUCGUGUGAUCGUUUCUUCAAAAGGGUGA
Molecule: messenger RNA, 4983 nt
Organism: Babesia sp. Xinjiang
Lineage: Eukaryota; Apicomplexa; Aconoidasida; Piroplasmida; Babesiidae
Product: Myosin-12
Exons: 3
Coding region: 1-4983 (1660 amino acids)
Biological process (GO): vesicle transport along actin filament; actin filament organization
Cellular component (GO): actin cytoskeleton; myosin complex; vesicle
Molecular function (GO): microfilament motor activity; actin filament binding; ATP binding
Source: RefSeq, a predicted model, not a curated record